Cetraspora pellucida is the source of this 729-nucleotide messenger RNA. The record is from the annotation of a GenBank genome assembly. Lineage: Eukaryota; Fungi; Glomeromycota; Glomeromycetes; Diversisporales; Gigasporaceae.
AUGUUCUGGCCUCAAAUCUCGGGUUUUGUCCAAAAUGCACUUCAGGCGAGUCUACAGAUAGAGAAACCUUUGCAUACUUACUCUCAUGAAGAACUUUAUAGAAGUAUAUAUUGGAUGUGUUGGCAAGGUUUUCAGAAACGACUUUAUUCAGAUUUGACCUCGGUAAUUGAAAGAACUUUAGAGGCACUUGGAAAUCAAUUAGAAAAUGAUAAGCAAUUUGACACAUGGUUCUCGAAUUUUCGACAAAUAUGUGUUAACCAUGCAAAAGCUACAGAAAUUUUGGGGAGUGUCUUUGCGUACCUGGAUAAAACAUAUAUACAAUAUACUCUUCGGGAAAGCUUAAGGGAUGUCUUAGUAGAUCGAUUUCAACGUCAUAUUACCGAAAAAUCGGAAAUGCGCAUUAUUUAUACAUUUAAUUUGGUACAUGAUAAUCCCGAAUUAGUGGAAUUAAAUGAUGUAAAAGAUGUUUUGAAGGCAAUGUAUAAGAUUAAUAAUAUAUAUUUGAAUCCGACAUUAUUUCAAAAUUUAAUAGAAGAUAUUAAAAUACCCAGCAAUUUUGAAGAUAUCCGAGUUCGACAUACUGCUUUAGAAACCAAGUAUCAAUUAGAAAAAUUAAAAAUUGAAGGAUGGGAAUCUGGACAGUCAUUCCAACCAAAAAGAUCAAUAACUAUGAUGAAUGAAGGUGAAGAAAGACAAGAAGAAUUCUCAGCAAAACGCCGACAGUAUUAA